This is a messenger RNA of Achroia grisella, 1260 nucleotides long. RefSeq names its product lipase 3-like. The record is from RefSeq and is a predicted model, not a curated record. NCBI's taxonomy places the organism in Eukaryota, Metazoa, Arthropoda, Insecta, Lepidoptera, Pyralidae. Gene Ontology annotation, biological process: lipid metabolic process. The transcript has 5 exons. Gene Ontology annotation, molecular function: hydrolase activity, acting on ester bonds. Bases 1 to 1260 code for a protein of 419 amino acids.
AUGUAUAAGGCGUUGCUGUUUGCUUUAUUUGCGACGGUGGCGGUAGCCAGGAAGUCUCCUAAUGCUGAUUUUGCUGAGGAGUUCCUGAGAAGCAGUGGCAGAUAUUCGACCGAUGUGAUCGAAGAUGCACUUCUUGAUGUCCCGGAUUUAAUCAGGAAAUACCGUUACCCAGUGGAAGUUUACAAAUUGGUUACGAAAGAUCAAUAUGUGCUGGAACUACACAGAAUCCCCCAUGGCAGAGACCAGACAGGGACCCCGGACCCUAACAGACCAGUUGUAUUCAUCAUGCACGGCCUUUUGUCGUCUUCAGCUGAAUUUGUGGUAUUAGGCCCAGGAAGGGCUCUAGCUUAUAUUCUUGCCGAUGCCGGCUUCGACGUAUGGAUGGGCAAUGCCCGCGGAAACUAUUACUCAAGGGAGAACCUCGUCCUCGACCCCGAUGCACGCUUCAACGGCGAUUUCUGGCAUUUCAGCUGGGAUGAAAUCGGCGAUAUCGAUCUACCCACCUUCAUUGAUUACAUCCUGGAGAAAACCGGCAAGUCCAGUUUGCAUUACGUCGGACACUCGCAGGGUGGUACGUCGUUCCUCGUUCUGAACUCUCUGAGACCCGAGUACAAUGAGAAAUUCAUUUCGUUCCAAGCUCUGGCGCCUGCAGCCUUUUUCUUGUAUAAUGAAAUGGAUUUACUGCUCACGUUGGGACCAUAUGAGGGGCCUCUCGAUGACGUUUAUCAUUACUUCGGACUCGGCGAGUUAUUAGGCAGGAGGGAUGCUCUAAAAUGGCUUACUGUCAGCUUAUGCAAGGAAGGUGCCAUAUUCCACGAUCUAUGUACAAACAGACUAAAAGGAGACAAUACAGCGUACAUAAAUUCUACGUUGACACCUCUAAUCGUAGGUCACGCGCCUGCCGGAGCAUCUCUAUUCCAACUCGGCCACUACGGACAAUCUUACAACUCCAGAGAUUUCAGAAGAUACAACUUCACCCCCAUGAAGAACAUCGAACGAUACGGACGCCCAGUGCCACCUUCCUACGACCUGUCCCAAGUGACAACGCCAACAUACCUCCAUUACGGAUUGGGCGAUUACGUCACAGAUCCUAGAGACAUGAUCGUACUCGUCGAUAGACUACCCAAUGUGGUAGGUAUGUACCUAGCCCCACGACCAAGUUUCAACCAUUUCGAUUUCGUUUGGGGUGUAGACGCGAGGGAACAAGUGUACGAUACCGUUGUGAGACUUAUGCAAGAAUUGGAAGCGAAUAAGAAAUAA